AUGUCCAAUCUUCUGUCAGCUGGGAAGCUAUGUCCCUGGCUUCCAAAACACCUUGGCAGUCUUCACGACUGGCUCAAAAGGGUCGAACCAACCUGGGGCUUCACGAUAUAUCGCACAAUCUACACCCCAGAGUAUGACGUUGCUUUCGCCAACGUUGUCGACCUCAUGACAGUAUACAUAAAGGACGGAUUUUAUAAGCAAUACAAAUCUCUCCUCGAGAAUCCCCGCACAGCAGAUCAAGCCGACGAGGCUAUCUUCGAUGAAUUAUGGGCCGCAUACAAACCACGUGUCAUAGACGAUGCUACCCACUUUAAUAGUCUAUCAAUAGACCAGCUCUGCACUUAG
Penicillium verrucosum is the source of this 345-nucleotide messenger RNA. RefSeq lists its product as uncharacterized. Bases 1 to 345 code for a protein of 114 amino acids. NCBI's taxonomy places the organism in Eukaryota, Fungi, Ascomycota, Eurotiomycetes, Eurotiales, Aspergillaceae. The record is from RefSeq and is a predicted model, not a curated record. The transcript has a single exon.